Leguminivora glycinivorella is the source of this 1453-nucleotide messenger RNA. RefSeq names its product transmembrane protein 135-like. The record is from RefSeq and is a predicted model, not a curated record. The transcript has 8 exons. Lineage: Eukaryota; Metazoa; Arthropoda; Insecta; Lepidoptera; Tortricidae. Bases 308 to 1453 code for a protein of 381 amino acids.
UCAUGUCUUCUCACGGAAGUAUAACUAAAGCUCUUCUCGUCUUGCGAUGCGACACUCUCGUUCUCAUUAUCAUUUUGUCUUAAACUCGCAGGAGCUGAAUAAGUGAAUAGAUAACAUAAAUGCCUUUUUUUGUUUUAUUUGCAAAUCUGAUGACAAAAAAAUAUGCAUAAUUAGCACAUAAAAAUCUAUUUGUUUAUUUAGGUGUUAAUAUGUUUUGACUGUGUAUAACUAAGACGUAUGGUUUUUGGUGCUCGUUUUGUAAGCUUAGUGUAGAAUCCUAUUUAGAUUUAGAAAUUAAUUUGUAAAUAUGGUGGAAGUGAGUAAGUUUUGGUUCGACAAGGCCUGUGGGCACCGGGGGUGUCACGAUUUAAUCCAUCCAUGGACUUACAAGUGUAGUGAUGCGACAAUAAGCAUGCUAGCAGCAAAUAUUAAAGGGGCUUAUAAAUUCUAUGCCAUGGUGUAUCUGAUACAAAUAUUGAUGAAAGGCAAGAAACUGACCAAAGAAGAGAUGCUGGAACAGUUCAAGCUGUAUCUGAAGUCUGGAAUAUUUGGCCUUACUGUUGGAAGCUCUUUUGUGACAUUAAACUGCAUAUUCAGAAAAUUGUUCUUCAGUGAGUUCACCUACUAUAAGACAGUAUUGCUGCCCUGCACUAUCAGCGGGCUUGCAGUGUAUUGCGAGCCGCCUUACCGAAGGGUCAUGGUUGUUAACCUUUUUGUUAACUUGGUAUUUGAAUAUUGGUUAAGGACACUAGAAAUGAAGGGUUGGCUUCGGCGGUCCCCCGGCAGGGAAACGCUUAUCUUCAUGCUUGGAAGUGCUGUCUUUUUCUACCUAAUGCGAAAAGAAAGAGAGAAUCCAAAACGGACUCCUUUAUUUUGGUUUUUCACGCCCCCUCGCGUGUCGAAAGAAGUAGGGGAGCCAGUAGAAGGCAUUGGUGGUCGCAGCCCAGCCUGCCCCCAUGCGGGUAAUUGUGUCAACUACGUGUUAAAGGGCACAGCGCAGCUUUUCGGCGUCGGCUGUGCGAUGACGAUGCUUCGCCAGAUCAUCCCUAGGAUACUGACUCCCGCUAAGGCGUUCAAGUCUUUGAAGUUCUCGCAUAUGAAAUUGGGCAUUUUCUUCGGAGGAUAUAUAGGAAUUUAUAGGCUGAUAGUGUGCCUGCUGUGCCGCGCGCACGGGCGCGACAGCGCGCUGUGGGCGCUGCCGGCGGGCUUCCUCGCCGGCGCGGCCUUCCGCGUGGCGCCCUCCACGCCCAUCGCGCUCGCGCCGCUCACCUCCACGCUACAGAUCCUGGGCUCGUGGGGCUACCAGAAAGGCCUCAUCCCCGAGAACCUGCCUCUAGUGGAGCUGUUAUACUGCCUGUGCCAAGGCCUGCUGUUCCACGCGCGAGUCAUGCACGAGGAUGUAUGUCCUCGGUACAUCAUCAACUUGAUGCACACCGUCACUAGUAACCGGUAA